CAUUGCUGCAAAUUUCAAAAUUUUCUUUCUUUUUAUUUUUUAUUUUUUAAUUUUCUUUUUCGCGCUGGCGUUGCUCAGUUUCGUUCAACUCAGUGAUCUUUUUAUGAUUUGAAGUUCGAAGCUUUCGAAUUUCGCUCAAGAAUUGGGGUUUCUGAUUAGAUGCAAGUUGUGUAGUAAUGCUCGCGCUUCGUGUUGUUACGAUGCAACAGGCAUGGUGGUUCGAGCCCCAAGUUUGGUGCUUAGGGUUUUGAUUUGCCACGCAAUUCGCUGAAUUCAGAGAUGCAACCACAGAAGAGCUCUAGACUCGAUUUGGCCGAAUUGAAAGCACAUAUUGUAAAGAAGGUUGGAGCUGAUAAGUCGAAGUGGUAUUUCUAUUACUUGAGCAGGUUUUUGAGUCAGAAGCUGGGGAAGAAUGAAUUUGACAAGUUGUGCUUUCGGGUACUUGGAAGGGAGAAUAUUCCAUUGCAUAAUCGUCUUAUAAGGUCGAUUUUGAGGAAUGCUUGCCAAGCAAAAUCUCCACCACCAGUACAUCCAUCCGGUACUCCAAAAUCGGUAGCACAUGCUACUAACAUAUCUCCUAGUAGACAAGAUGGACAUGAACUGAGUGUUACCAACAUCCAAAGUCAAAAUCAAAAUGCACCCAUUUGGUCAAAUGGGGUUCUGCCAGUCUCCCCACGCAAAGUUCGGUCCGGAAUGCGUGAUAGGAAGCUUAAAGAUAGACCAAGCCCUCUUGGACCAAAUGGGAAAGUUGACUCUGUUGUUCAUCAACCCACAGCUACUGAAGACAGUGGUAGUAAGGUUGAAAUGGAGAAUGGAACACUUAGUCAAUGUGAUUAUCAAAGGAACAUACAGCAUCUUCAAGCAGUUGCUGAGCUACCUGAGACUGAAAUAGGGGACGCUAUUCAUAGACCUGCUGAAAAAUCAAGAAUAAAUGACAAGGGGCCAACCAAAAUAUCGAUUGUUGAAGAUGGGGAAGAGGUGGAGCAGUUAAACCACCUCAGUUUCUCUAGAGGUUCUCUGACAGCACCGCUUGGGAUUCCUUAUUGUUCUGCAAGCGUGGGUGGGUCCCACAAAGCAGUGCCCAUUAAUAGCAGUGGUGGUUUUGUUAGUUGUUGUGACAGUGGUAGCUUGCAUGAUACAGAUACCUUGAGACGGCGCAUGGAUGAGAUUGCCACGGUUCAAGGUCUUGGUGGUGUUUCUAUAGAAUGUGCGAACACGUUGAAUAACAUGGUAGAUGUGUACUUGAAACGGUUGAUCAGGUCUUGUGUCGAUUUAGCUGGAGCUCGUUCUACAAAUCAGUCAAGGAAGCCCCCUGUCCCAAAACAGAUUCAGGGGAAGGUCAUCAACGGCAUGUGGCCAAAUAAUCAUUCACAUUUGCAGAGCAUUGUUGGGCCGGUAGAACCUGAGCCCGAAAACAGACCACCUUGCUCUGUAUCUUUGCCUGAUUUUAACAUUGCCAUGCAGCUAAAUCCACGGCAACUUGGAGAAGAUUGGCCUCUGUUGCUAGAGAAAAUUUCUAUGCAGUCCCUUGAAAGAUAACUUGUAUUAAAGUUUUUCUUCUAAAGCAAAGGUAGGGUCUGUUCAUUAAGGUUCUGUGUGGCCCAGCCAAGUUUGGCGUGCAUUGGUGAACUUAGUUUUGCUCUCAUUGCGAGGAGGAGCCGAACCAGAUGAGACCCAUGAUACCAUGGGUGACUUCUAGCCCUUGCAGAAUCAAAUGCUGGUUCUGAGUUCUAUUUAAAGGGCUAAUAUGGAUCACAGUUCACAGAUUUAUUUAACUGCAACCAGGGGUGCUAUCAAAUCGAGCCCAUGAUUGGUUGCACUGUUGUAUGUUUAGCAUUGAUGUUGGCUGUAUUUGCCAUAUUUAAAGAUCAUAAGGUUUUUCUUUCUGCUUUGCAGCCAAUGAGAAAGAAAACUCAAGAAAGUUUUGCAGGUAUACUGUUGUUUUAGCUGGGAACAAGGGACUAUGACAUGUACAAUAGCUGAAGGUUUCUCUUUAUGUAUUCUUAGAAUAUGAAGAUUGAUUGAAAUUCAAUAUCAAUAACAACAUUAACAUCUAUUGAAGUUUUCUAGAGUGAGGAAGGGGGGUUCUUGAUCCGCAGUUUUCUGCUUCUUAUACAUUGGUAGAUUACAUAUGUCUCGGUGAAAAUUAGUUUUUGUGACAAUAAUUGAAGUUCUUAUCAUAUGUUGAAGAGGCUUACAUUUUUGACAUAUAUGUUUUUAUCAAUUUUACCUUUAUUUA
This is a messenger RNA of Arachis duranensis, 2239 nucleotides long. RefSeq lists its product as uncharacterized. Gene Ontology annotation, cellular component: SAGA complex. The transcript has 2 exons. The coding region runs from base 280 to 1539 and encodes 419 amino acids. Lineage: Eukaryota; Viridiplantae; Streptophyta; Magnoliopsida; Fabales; Fabaceae. The record is from RefSeq and is a predicted model, not a curated record. Gene Ontology annotation, molecular function: transcription coactivator activity. Gene Ontology annotation, biological process: regulation of transcription by RNA polymerase II.